Glycine soja is the source of this 1396-nucleotide messenger RNA. RefSeq names its product ribosome biogenesis protein BRX1 homolog 2-like. Gene Ontology annotation, biological process: ribosomal large subunit assembly; rRNA processing. Gene Ontology annotation, cellular component: nucleolus. NCBI's taxonomy places the organism in Eukaryota, Viridiplantae, Streptophyta, Magnoliopsida, Fabales, Fabaceae. The transcript has 9 exons. Gene Ontology annotation, molecular function: rRNA binding. The coding region runs from base 153 to 1091 and encodes 312 amino acids. The record is from RefSeq and is a predicted model, not a curated record.
ACCCAUCUUAACUGGUUAGGUUAUUAAAGGGCCCGAGCCAACUUAACUCUUAGGGGAGGAGAAAAACCCUUAGCCGCCAGCAUUCGUUGAACUCAUUCUUCUUCAACUCAACAGAGCAAGGGUUCGCACUCGCAGAUUCUUGAGCAAGAAUAAUGGGGAAGAAAAGAAAACACAGUGAGACUACUCAAGCUGUAGCACAACCCAAAAAGGAAGAGGCUGCUCCAGAGAGACCGGCUAGGACCCUUUUGGGGUGGAAGGAUAAGAAUCAAGUUGAGGAUGAUUCACCAAUAUUUAGGAACAAAGAGAAGCUAUUGGUCACUUGCUCUAGGCGCAUCAAUUACAGGUACCGGCAUUUGAUGUUGAAUUUGGUCACACUUUUGCCUCAUUGUAAGAAGGAUAACAAAGUUGAAUCAAAGGAAACUAAAGGAGCCACCCUCAACGAGCUUGUUGAGCUAAAAAAUUGUUCCUCUUGUUUAUUUUUUGAGUGCAGGAAGCAUAAAGAUCUUUAUCUCUGGAUGGCAAAAUGCCCCAAUGGCCCAUCUGUAAAGUUUCUAGUUAGUGCCGUUCACACAAUGGAGGAAUUGAAGCUAACGGGAAAUCACCUACAAGGUUCGCGUCCAAUUUUGACAUUUUCAGCAAAUUUUGAAAAAGAUGCACAUUGGAAACUAUUAAAGGAGAUGUUGUUACAGAUAUUUGAAACACCAAAGGACCACAGAAAGGCCAAGCCUUUCCAUGAUCACGUUUUUGUUUUCUCAAUAGUUGAUGACCAUAUAUGGUUCCGGAAUUAUCAGAUCUCUGCUCAUCAUAAUGAGUCGGACAAAUUACCUAGAGGUGGCCUUGAUAAAAUGACAUUGAUUGAGGUUGGUCCGCGAUUCUGCUUGAACCCAAUUAAAAUAUUUGGUGGCAGUUUUGGAGGCCCAACUUUAUAUGAGAAUCCGCUCUAUGUGUCACCAAAUCAGAUUCGAGCUUUGGAGAAAAAGAAGAAGUCUGGAAAGUUUGCAAAGAAGGUCAAAGCAAAGACAAGGAGGAAAAUGCACGAGAUGUCCAAUCCUCUGGAGCCUGAUGAGUUUGCAGAUAUGUGGAAAGAUUGAUUUUAAAUACAACCGCAGCUACCACAUAAAAGAAAAACCCAUAUUUCUCCUAUAUUAUCCUCGCAUUAUAUUCCAUAGCAUUAAAGGGAGACUUUUGUGAUUCUAUAAAUGUUAUUUUCUGUAAUUUCAUGUGGGGUCUGGUUAUUCUCUCUUAUCAGACAUUGAACCUAGUGGAAAUUAAAUUUUGACAGAGGCUUCAGUUUUGGAUCAUGGGUUUGUUUGAUUGAUAUGCUACUAGUAUAUUAACCAGGGAUUAUUUCGACUUUAAUUAGUCAAAUCUCGUUUAUAAAGAUGCUUUCACCUAA